This is a messenger RNA of Zymoseptoria tritici IPO323, 3495 nucleotides long. RefSeq lists its product as uncharacterized. Lineage: Eukaryota; Fungi; Ascomycota; Dothideomycetes; Mycosphaerellales; Mycosphaerellaceae. The record is from RefSeq and is a predicted model, not a curated record. The coding region runs from base 1 to 3495 and encodes 1164 amino acids. The transcript has a single exon. Gene Ontology annotation, molecular function: protein binding.
AUGAAUGAACGCGCUUCUUACCGCGUGAACGCGCGUUAUGCCGCCUUUGCUGGCCAUCGAGGUAUCUGUAUACGCGAUCUGCUGUCCCCAGAGGAUAGGUCGUUCUGGAUCCGCUACGAAACCGGAAGACUACGGUUUGGAGCAGUGCUGGCCUUCUCGUCGCUUCAGUUGAAUCUCCUGGCUAUCUCCAAUGGACCACAAAUUCUCGUCUACGAUGUCGAAGCGCGAAGAACGAGGGCGACCCUACGGGGGAAUGGGCGUAUCGUAACUUCGAUUUCCUUCGCGCAUGAUCAGCCGAAUACACUUGCAACAGGUGGUGUCGAUGGAAGCACCUGCGUAUGGUCGCUCGUGGAGCCGUCUAUUCCUUUGCAUCACUUGAGGGGUCUUGUCGGAGCUUGCAGUAACGUCGCGGUCAGCCCGCACAGUAUCAAUCACAUUGCGGUCUGCCACAAGGGCAGAGUGUCGAUCUGGAAUGUCCCAAAUUUUCGACCCGUAGGCGCCAUGACGGCUCGAACUUCAAGUCUACAGCUCCUCGCCUGGUCUGCCAGCGAGCCUGGUGUACUUGCUGGUGUUUCGUCGAGUGGCAGAUUCACCUUGUGGAAUGUCAAACACAUGCUGGCCACUGGAAACUCUCCAAAAUCAUCGGAACUUGAGGAGGACUUGGCUGAAGACGAUCAUGCCAUGUUCGGAGAGCCGAGAGAAUCUUACAACACUCCCUUCUCGCUUCACGAGCUUGGAUAUCCCGUGAGCCAGGUACAAUUGCUCGGAAGGGGUGGUAUAGUGGUUCUACCAAAAGAGGGCAAGACCAUAUACUUCUACACUUUCUCGCAAGAUUCCGACAGCUUGACAGAGUUGUGGCGAUUGAGCCUGGAUUCGGCGAUCGACUGCUUCACACUGCGUCCCACCGGCAAUGGUGCGAUGCAAGUUGUAGCAUGCCUGUCAGAAGAGAUUCAGACUUACAAAGUCCCGCCGCCGGUUCUCGAUGGGAUGAGGUGGUCGCAAAAUCAGAGUGUCCGCAAUUCUUUGACCUCUCAGGCACGGUUCAACGAGCAGCCAGCCGGUCACCCUGCCACCAUCAAGCCAGAACGGGUCAGACGCCAGAUAUCCAACAGGGAAAGCAUCCCUUCCACGCCUAAAAAGGCACGCGCUGGCAUAAUGUCACCGGAAUCACGUUCACCAGCAUCCAAGACUGGGCGGCGCCACAGCCACAACAAGAAGGACAGUGCAACUGCCAACAGGGCAAUGACCUCCAGCCUGGAGUUGCUGAAGAAGAAUGUUUCACAGAAGGAGGAGCAGUCGCCAAUGCCCUUCUUGUCCCCAUCGAUACCCGCUCGCAGGGACAAUCUGAAUACCUUGCCGCCUUUGGACGACGUCCUUCAUCUACCACCGCUAGCUCGUGCGUCGUUUGAUAGUCUGGCCUCCUCGGCUACCCACGAUCACGACAGUGAUUCAGAUGACGAGACAUUCGCCGGCAACAUGCGUAGCAGUGGCUCUCUCCUACCUGGAGGCGUCAACGUUCCGCUACCAAGGACAUGCGGAGCUUUGUUUGGAAUGAAUGGCCAGCUCAUCACAUUCUUUCCGUCAAGAAAGAUUGCUUCAACAGCUAUAGACGAAGCCGAGGUCAUCGAACCUGAAAGCCACGGCGGUCACUUCUCCGAGGCAACCCAACUCUUCCCCAGCUUUGGAAACAUUGCUGCCAUCCCUCACAUCCGCGAUGAUUCAGACUCAGAUGGUUUCGAGCCGUGGGAGUCUGGCAUCCGAGGCGCACCAAAAUUCGCCUUUGAGCCUGCAUCCUACGAGACUAGACCUUCGUGGAAAGCAAGAUUUUCCCCCACCAAGCCAGAUAUGAGUCCAUUGUCGGGGCAUAACGCUGUCUACAUCGCCGUGCGGGAUGUAGAGAUACUAUUGCCAAGCCGCAAGUCUCUGGCAGAGCAGUAUCGUCUAGUUGGUGAAGCUGAAGAUCAUAACUCCGAACUCUGUCUUGAAAACGCAAAGUCGGCAGCAGCAGCAGAUCUCUGCGAACUUGCCGACAGCUGGAAUUUGCUAGCUCUGUUGUUGGAGCAGAAGCCGGCACUCGGGGUUGAGCUUGGCGAUAUAUGGGCCAACGAGUCGCGACAGAUUAUCGGACAGCGCCCUGCUCUUUCCACCAGACCAUCCUUGGCCUUGAAAGGGAAUCGAGGGCUUGAACAGAUCGCUCAAAGCCGAUUGCAGUGGCGUGAUCAUCCGUUCGGCCACGGAUGGGCCACCGAAAAGAUUCUAGACUGGGCCGAGAGUCGAGCUGAUUUGCAAACGUUGGCGUGCACGUCCGCACUGGUUACAAGAUCCCUCGAGUCUUCAUCGGGGUCGCAACGUGGUCUAUCUGUGCCUCGUUUCGACGUCCUCGGCGGUGAGCUGGAGGGACUUGCUCUCGAUGACAUCUAUGCAGUGCCUCCCACAAGCAACAGCAGCCCCGGUGGGCUCUAUAGGGUGGAUGAGUCGCCACUUCGACUACUAGGCUCGCACAGCUCUUCGCGAGAGCCUUCGCAGCCCACCACACCUUACCUCGACUCCUCGGCCAGCACGCCUCCACUCUCAUUCUCAGCGCUGCAAAGCCAAAGUCUUCGCCUAUCUGCCUCUGGCUCCGCAAGUCCUGAGCACCAGCGUGGUAGCUUCAGUGCAGCAGCAAAGUACUACGCACAGAGCAUAACAGACAAGAUCGCUGCUUAUGGUUCCUCUCCGCCCCCAAGGAAGUCAGGAACGAGUCCUGCCAAUGAGCUUUCUUCAAGCCUACCAGUACCUGCCGGAAGUUGGAGCAAGUCCGUAUCUUUCGCUUCGACCACUGACGCUUCGAACAGCGAGCGGCGGCAUAUGUCUCUUGGUCAAGCAGAUGAAGAAUAUGACAGUGACAAGACCAUCGAUGACGCCGAUCGACCGCAUACUCCACGACUUCCAAACAAUCAAGUGUCGUUUCAAGUCAACCAGGAAGCAGUAUUCUUUGACGAACUCAGCGCCUCGACGGAGCACUCGUUUCCGCUCAACAGCAUGGCGCAGAGGUCUCGACUCUGGUUGCAAAGCUAUGCAGAACAGCUUCGAUCGUGGGACCUUCUCAUGGAAGCCGCUGAGUUGGACAAUAUCUCACAUGCGGGCAACCAGAACCCAACUCGACCAAACUCACCGAAGCGUUCCGUGAUCCCACAUCGCGCUGCCAGUCAACGACAUACAAAUUGCAGUGCUUGCUUCUGCGUGAUACACGGCGCUGAACAGCUCUGCCCGUCCUGCCUGCACGCCACGCAUCCAAAGUGUCUCGAGGAUCUGAUCGAAUCUAUCGGCUCAGAGCAAUUCAAGUGUCCCACAGGAUGUGGCUGCAACUGCGCAGAGGUCACGGAUUUGCAGUUCCAAGUGCUCGAAAGAGACACCGAGACCGUACCACAGCCAGCAUCGGGAGUCUUCAAGAAGAAGUCGAGUUCCACCGAUCCUCGACGCUUGCGUUCGAGGCUGCAGGGGGACACGUGGUAG